AGGGAAAAAGACACAUAAAUGAGACGACCAUAUGAUGGAAUGCGGACCGUUUUUCUUGAAAAUUGAUCCAUAUUCAAUUUUCAAACUGGCCCUAUUGCCUUGCAGUUCUGCCUUUACAAAGAAAACAGUGAAGUCAUACAAGGGCGCGGGUUAAACUACAGAAGCUGUCUGCAAACUGAGAUUUAAGAUAUCUUAGUCCCCAGGUAGCUGCAUUUCUCAGAAUGGCCCUUCCUUGUGAGCUGAUUGAUGAAGUACUCUGUCGUGUCCCUGUCAAGUAUCUUCUUCGUUGUCGCUGCGUGUCGAAAGAAUGGUGUUCUCUUAUUGAUAGCACUGCGUUUAUCAAGAAACAUCUCAAAACAACCACUGAGUGUAAUGCUCCUGGUGUCAUUCUUACUGGGGAGCAGAGCCUUUUCUUGACUGAUCUCGAGUCUCUGUCUGCUGAUGAGGAGGUUGAUGUUGUGGAAAUAAGAGAUCCACUUAAGUCUGUUUUCCCUGAUGCUGAGUUUGUGGGUGCUGCCAAUAGCUUGCUAUGCUUUUGUAAGAAUAAUGCUUAUGAGUUUUUAAUAUAUAAUCCAGCCACCAGGAAGUAUAGAAAGGUACCUGACAUGCCAUAUAUGUUUGUGCUUUGGUUUGACAUGGUGACGGUUUCCCACUGUGGGUUUGGCUAUGAUCAUGUUAAUGAUGAUUAUAAGGUUGUCAAGAUUGCGGAGUUUUGUGGUAUGAUGGUUAUAGUCUACAGCCUGAAAUCUAAUUGUUGGACACAGAUUCAUGAUGUUCCUAGUGACAUUCUGAUUUAUCCCUUAUCCCGAAAGGGUAUGUUUGCAAGUGGAGCUUUGCAUUGGUUGGCGGCUAGGAGUCAGCCGGAUGGCUGUUUUAUCAUUCUUGGUUUCGAUCUUGUGCUUGAACACUUCAAGGAGCUCCCUUUACCGGUUUCUAACCAAGGGAAAUUUUAUAUGGCUGAUGGAGGAUCCCUAUGCAUCCUUGAACAAUGCACCGAUUCUCGUACUGAUGUGUGGCUAAUAAAUAAUUAUGGGGCGAAAAAUCCUUGGUACAAAGCAUUUUCCGUGGAGAAACCUUGUGCACUCGGAUCUUUUAAGGCUUUUAGACCUAUUGUGUUUUCAAGACGCGGCAAGGAUGUACUUCUGGAAGUGGACUACACAAAACUGGUGUGGUAUGACCCUGAAAAGAAGGUAGUAAAGAAUGUUAGGAUGAACGGGAUUUGGAGUGAGUUUGGUACAAAACUUUACAGAGCGAGUCUGUUGCAACUGACUGAGAACGAGCAGCUGCAGAAGCCGUCAGAAGACAAGAAAAAGAAGAAACAGCAAAGGAAAAGGAAGAAAGAGAAGAAACAACAAAAGAAAAGAGAUGAUUUUCUUUCCAAGGGAUUCAAACUGAAGCUAUAAAAAGAUGGACGAGUUGGAUAACAAGGAAGGCAACAUAUUAUGGAUCUUUCGGAACAGAAGGGAGUUAACCAGUGCAAUUAAUAUAGUGAUGUACUUGUCAUUGUUUAUGGACACUCCCCUUUUUGUUUUUCAGAUGUCGUUCAAUGAAACAAUUACCUUGCUAGUUUGAGAUUUUGGAUGUAAGAUAUGUCUCUGAUGCUGCUACUAUAUAUAUGUCACUUUUGACUGGCUUGAUCUUUCUUUGCUAAAUCUGGCUCGGUCUCUUUAUAUUAUAACUCUUUAAUUUUAGUA
Messenger RNA from Daucus carota subsp. sativus, 1694 nucleotides. Its product is annotated as F-box protein CPR1-like. The record is from RefSeq and is a predicted model, not a curated record. The transcript is spliced from 4 exons. Lineage: Eukaryota; Viridiplantae; Streptophyta; Magnoliopsida; Apiales; Apiaceae. Gene Ontology annotation, molecular function: protein binding. Bases 222 to 1403 code for a protein of 393 amino acids.